UAACUCGUCAGCUGUUUAUGUUUUGGUCGAUGAAGAAGUGGGAGGAGGUGUGUGUGAGGUUUUGCAACUUUUCAGCUUUUUAAUUCGUCUUUUACCUCGUAACUGUGGGAGAGGAUUAAAAUAUGAGGAAGCUACAGCUCUGGAGUAAUGUUAGCAUUGAUGAAGAAUGAUCCGUGUGUACAUUCCGCAUUACCGCCAAGUGGAGGGUGAAGGAGGCAGAAGCCAUUACGUGUAUAUCCUGGAAGUCUGCUACACUGGGCGUGUGCACAAAAUCGAAAAGAGAUACUCGGCAUUCCAUAGUCUGUACAAAGAGCUCCGCAAGGCCUAUCCCACUGCCGAAUUCCCCCCGAAACGUCUACGUAACACAACCUCCAAGGUUUUAGAGACCCGUCGUGCUGGCUUAGAGUCCUGGCUCCACUCCACACUCUUGUUCGAACCCACUCCUCCUGCACUGCUGGCGUUCCUGCAGGUGCACAACUAUCAGCCUCCGCACCAAGAUGCUGAUCCCGCGACCACAUGACGGGUACGAG
Penaeus vannamei (Pacific white shrimp) is the source of this 530-nucleotide messenger RNA. NCBI's taxonomy places the organism in Eukaryota, Metazoa, Arthropoda, Malacostraca, Decapoda, Penaeidae. The record is from RefSeq and is a predicted model, not a curated record.